Messenger RNA from Bemisia tabaci, 3344 nucleotides. RefSeq names its product RAD51 recombinase homolog spn-A (gene spn-A). Gene Ontology annotation, cellular component: nucleus; condensed nuclear chromosome. NCBI's taxonomy places the organism in Eukaryota, Metazoa, Arthropoda, Insecta, Hemiptera, Aleyrodidae. The record is from RefSeq and is a predicted model, not a curated record. Gene Ontology annotation, biological process: mitotic recombination; DNA strand invasion; DNA recombinase assembly. Gene Ontology annotation, molecular function: DNA strand exchange activity; ATP binding; ATP hydrolysis activity.
UUCGAACUUGUUAGCCGUUUGUCCCGCAAACCUUUUUACGGAGAGAAAUAUCUGAUAAGCCUCCAAAUCUUCGGAUCUAAUUUGCUGUUGCUUCGAUUCUCUAUCUUUUCCGCAAUCUUAAUAAUUUGAUCGUAUUCGAGGGUCUUAUCAAAGUUUUAAGAUAGUUCAAGUGCAUACCUCAUUGAGUGCUCGAGGUGUUAGGGUCGAGCCGCCCUUAUUAUCGUGCUGAAUUAUCUAUAAAUUACAUUCUAUUCCUUCUUGCGUCUCACCACCAUGGCCGCGACUUCUGCUGAAUAUGUGCCCACUCAGCUCGUGGAAGAGGAUGCUGAUGAUUAUGGACCACAGUCUAUUACCAAACUUGAGGGUCAAGGCAUUAGUGCCUCAGACAUCAAGAAAUUGCAGGAAGCUGGUUAUCACACCGUUGAGUUAGUUGCUUUUGCCCCAAAGAAGAGUCUAAUCAGUAUCAAAGGCAUAAGUGAAGCGAAAGCUGAUAAAAUUCUGGCUGAAGCAUCAAAACUUGUUCCCAUGGGAUUUACAACUGCUACGGAAUUUCAUCAAAAACGUUCGGAGAUCAUUCAGCUGACAACUGGCUCCAAGGAACUAGACCGGCUUCUCGGUGGUGGAAUUGAAACUGGAUCCAUCACAGAAAUUUUUGGGGAGUUCCGAACUGGGAAAACUCAGAUUUGUCACACUUUAGCUGUCACAUGCCAGUUGCCUAUCGACCAGAAUGGAGGUGAAGGAAAAUGCUUGUAUAUUGACACUGAAGGCACUUUCAGACCUGAGCGUCUGGUCGCUGUUGCAGAGAGGUACAAUUUGGUCCCAGCAGAUGUCCUUGAUAAUGUUGCCUAUGCUCGAGCGUACAACUCAGAUCAUCAGACUGAUUUAUUGAACUAUGCGUCUGCCAUGAUGAAUGAAUCAAGGUAUGCUUUACUGAUCGUUGAUAGUGCUAUGGCCUUAUAUCGAACCGACUACUCAGGAAGAGGAGAACUCUCUGCCAGACAAAUGCACCUUGCCAGAUUCCUCCGAGCUUUGAUGCGCCUAGCUGAUGGGUUUGGUGUGGCUGUUGUUAUAACAAAUCAAGUUGUAGCUCAAGUCGAUGGUGCUUCUCUUUUUGCUGCCGAUCCAAAGAAACCAGUAGGAGGCAACAUAAUGGCUCAUGCUUCCACCACUAGGUUAUACUUGAGAAAAGGGCGAGGUGAAACAAGAAUUUGCAAGAUUUAUGACUCUCCCUGUCUACCAGAAUCUGAAUGCAUGUUUGCAAUUAAUAAUGAUGGUAUCGGAGACGCAAAAGAGUGAGAAUAAAAAUUUCUGUGGAUAUUAUUUGAGGGAUUUAGAAUAGCUUGCUCAAAAACGGUAAAUAGGUAGUAGGUCCUGUCAAUUUAAGAGUGUCAGCUGUUGCCCAGUUACUGCUUUUCACGGACUCUCUGGUGCAAAGAGGAUUCAAAAUCCAUCCUUUCGAAGGAAAGUAUCCGGUUUAGGAGAUAAAAAGACUUACGAUUUUAACACGCAUCAGACACUACGGAGCUUCCAAACUAUUCCUAGUAGGUCAUUACUUUUGGAAUGUCUUUUGGUUUCAAUAAGGUUCCUAGAAUUUUCUGAAGAAUUAAUCCAUAAGUGCUGAGACCAAGAAAUUGACCAAAAAAGAAACUCAAAUUCCAAAAAGAACUUCAAAUUCCAUUUGAAUUCUUACACAUGAUGUCCCGUUUUGAACCUUUCUUUCCUAAAUAAUGUAACCAUUUAUUGGUUCUAUUGAUCAAUAUAAAUUAGAAGAAUUUGAUAAUAUCACAAGCCAAUGUGGUAUGACAUCGUAAUUUUAAUGUGUAUAGAGUUCAGACACAUGAUUUGAAAUGUCGGUGCUUUAAAAAAUCUAUUGUUUUAUGUCAUCAGUACUUACUACAAUUCUUCAUUAAUCCAUGGAAACCCUGCUCUUAAAUGUAACUGUUCUGAAAUCCUACUCAAGUAUGAUCCAAAGUCACAUCUUCUACCUUACAUCUUUUACCUUCUUCUUCUGUAUCUGUCAGAAAAUAUCAUCAUUCUAUGUACUUUUGUUCAUCUUCAAGUUGGCUUCGCCAAGAAAACGAAUGAAGUCUAAUUUAAACUCUCCUUCUGCUUCUCUAGAGUUACCAUUUUUGCUCCUGGAGGUCCAAGUGGAGCUUCUAAGACUUUUCAGAGCAAUUAUCUCUAAGAUAAAAAAUUACAAUUAUGUUACUAAAACGAAAUGGAUUUGUUAGAGAUCUUGUCAAUUGACUUUAGAGGUUUCUCAGGUAUCCUUAUUCUCGCAUAUCUCUGAGAUACUCAGCUUAAAUACUUUUUCGAGUUGUAAAUUUAGCAUUAUACAGCUUUGGUACUAUUAUUUGUGCCGUCUUGUAUCUCAUUCUGCAAUUAUAGGUAACUGAAUUUUUUACAAUUCUCAAGUUUAAAUUGUGGCAACUUUUGCUCAAACUAUUUUGCUUAUGUUAGGUAAUUUUUUCUUUGAUUCUCAAAUUCAUUGAUUUAUUGGUGACAUUCAAUUCUGUCUUGACACAAAUUACACCCUCAAAGAACUGCAGAGCAAUGAAGAAGGGAGCAAGAAAGGUUGACAAAAGUCAGUCACAACAUGAACUCAAUUUGUGAAGAAGAAAUGAAUACAAGAUUGUGAAAUAGAUGCAUAAAUUUGUGUUCGUACUAUUCAGUCCUUUCUGAGGAAUAUUUGCCUGUUGUAGUGCAGUGCUUACUUACGUUAAUAAGGGAUCUAUUGAUGUGACUGUAAUUUAAUAUUCUCUGAUUUGGUGGAAUUAAUAUUGGUGAUCUAUGGCCUAAGUCAAUAAUACCCCCGAUUAGCAUUGAAAUUUUUCUCUUUACAAAAAGCAGAUUGUUUUCUCUGUGACACAGCGUCAGAAAUUGAAGUAUCCAAAUGUCUACAUACAUUCGAAUUUUAGUUGUGGACUUGAUUUAAUUCCAUACCCAGAUUUAUUUAUCUUUUUGUGGGGAAUUAACUCAUUAAGUACUUGCUAGAUCUCAAUUUAAUUUGAAACCUACUUGUAACUGAAUUUUUUCAUUUUGACGCAAGGAAAUCUGCUUUCAAUAAACAAGAACUACACAUCGAGAAGAAUCAUAUUUGUUAUUUUUUAAAAGAAAUAUUCUUCCUAUGGUGUAUCCUCAAUAGAGUUAUUGUUCAAUGUAUCACUGUGAUGACUGCAAUUCACAUCAGAGAAUGUUGGCUCCCUGUAAAAUUAUUUUCUAAGAUAUUAUUUUGACUGUCUAAAAGUCAUUGUCAACACUUCAAAUGUAUUUUUUUAAACAGUUUUCUUAUUUAUGUUGUACAUAUUGUCUUUCAGAGUAAACAUACCUCUCAUGUAAUUGAA